Rasamsonia emersonii CBS 393.64 is the source of this 1974-nucleotide messenger RNA. Its product is annotated as Importin subunit alpha. Bases 1 to 1974 code for a protein of 657 amino acids. The record is from RefSeq and is a predicted model, not a curated record. NCBI's taxonomy places the organism in Eukaryota, Fungi, Ascomycota, Eurotiomycetes, Eurotiales, Trichocomaceae. Gene Ontology annotation, biological process: NLS-bearing protein import into nucleus. Gene Ontology annotation, cellular component: nucleus; nucleoplasm. Gene Ontology annotation, molecular function: nuclear import signal receptor activity; protein binding. The transcript has 3 exons.
AUGGCGGAUCGUUACAUCCCAGAGCAUCGCCGCACCCAGUUCAAGGCCAAACAUCAGUUCAAGCCAGACGAGCUCCGUCGCCGCCGCGAAGAGCAGCAGGUCGAAAUCCGGAGGCAGAAGCGAGAAGAGAACCUUGCUAAGCGACGAGGCAUCCAAACCAGAGAUGGCGGAAUCGGCGUUGGAGCCGGCCAGGUUGCCGCCACCGACAGUGAUGAAGAGGGGGCAACCAUUGAGACUGAGCUUGACGUGGAGCUCCCGGAGAUGGUCAAGGGAGUCUUCUCGGACAACAUCGAUGAGCAGAUUCAAGCAACCACAAAGUUCAGAAAGCUCUUGUCGAAAGAGCGUAACCCCCCUAUCGAGCGCGUCAUCGAGACCGGUGUCGUGAGCCGCUUCGUCGAGUUCCUUCGGUCUCCUCAUACCCUGGUCCAGUUCGAGGCAGCGUGGGCUUUGACCAACAUCGCCUCUGGCUCUGCUCAGCAGACUCAAGCUGUUAUCGAGGCUGGUGCCGUGCCCAUCUUCGUCGAGCUCCUCAGCAGCCCGGAGCCCGAUGUUCGGGAACAGGCGGUCUGGGCUCUUGGUAACAUUGCCGGUGAUAGCCCUCAGUGCCGUGACUAUGUCCUCGCUGCUGGCGCUCUCCGUCCUCUUCUGCAGCUCAUCAAUGAUGGCCGGAAGCUGAGCAUGCUGCGGAAUGCCACAUGGACUCUGAGCAACUUCUGCCGCGGCAAGACCCCGCAGCCCGACUGGAAUACUAUUUCCCCUGCUCUGCCCGUUCUCGCCAAGCUGAUCUACAUGCUCGAUGAUGAAGUUCUUAUUGAUGCUUGCUGGGCUAUUUCCUACCUGUCGGACGGCUCAAACGACAAGAUCCAGGCGGUCAUUGAGGCAGGAAUCCCUCGUCGCUUGGUCGAGCUCCUGAUGCAUGCCUCUACCUCCGUCCAGACCCCAGCUCUGCGGUCCGUUGGAAACAUCGUCACCGGCGAUGAUGUUCAGACCCAGGUCAUCAUCAACUGUGGUGCUCUGCCUGCGUUGCUUUCUCUUCUCAGCUCCACCAAGGACGGAAUUCGCAAGGAGGCCUGCUGGACGAUUUCCAACAUCACUGCCGGAAACUCGAUGCAGAUUCAGGCCGUGAUUGACGCUAACAUCAUUCCUCCGUUGAUCAAUCUGCUGUCCAACGGUGACUUCAAGACGCGUAAAGAAGCGUGCUGGGCCAUCUCCAACGCCACUUCUGGUGGUCUCCAGAAGCCGGACCAGAUCCGCUACCUUGUCUCUCAAGGAUGCAUCAAGCCUCUGUGCGACCUUCUUUCGUGCCCGGACAACAAGAUCAUUCAGGUCGCCCUGGAUGGGCUGGAGAACAUCCUCAAAGUGGGCGAGAUGGACAAAGAAGCCGCAGGCCCUGGCGAGCCCGCUGUCAACCGCUAUGCUCUGUUCAUUGAAGAGGCUGGUGGUAUGGAGAAGAUCCACGACUGCCAGAACAACGCCAAUGAGGAGAUCUACAUGAAGGCGUACAACAUCAUCGAGAAGUACUUCUCCGAUGAGGAUGAGACUGCUGGUGACAUCGAUGAGCUUGCUCCCCAGCAGACUCAAACUGGAUUUGCCCUGGGUACCAACCAGCAGCAACCAGGCGGUUUCACCUUUGCCAACGGUGGUGAUUCCAUGGAUAUCGACACUGUCCUAGGUAAUAUUGCCCUUCGGACCGGCAUCAAAAUUCGAGGCAGCGCCGCCUUCAAGCAGAGUUGUGCGAUCAAGCUAAAGCUGGGACCUCAAAUUUGUCCUCCGAUCCACGGCAAGUUUAUUUGGAGCUGUCUUGAUCGAGGUCUAUCCCCCUUCAGCUCUUCGAGCCUCAACGCCGCCUUGGCAUUCGCAAGUGCCAGACCUGUGCACGUUCCUCCGCCCCUCCCCUAUCUCUCCCGGCGUUUGAGAAUGUCCCCAUUCCCAGACUUGUUUCCCAGCCCCACGGAUCUCCCCUUGUUGUUAUGA